Molecule: messenger RNA, 1623 nt
Organism: Diutina rugosa
Lineage: Eukaryota; Fungi; Ascomycota; Pichiomycetes; Serinales; Debaryomycetaceae
Exons: 2
Coding region: 1-1623 (540 amino acids)
Biological process (GO): pantothenate biosynthetic process
Cellular component (GO): mitochondrion
Molecular function (GO): magnesium ion binding; 3-methyl-2-oxobutanoate hydroxymethyltransferase activity
Source: RefSeq, a predicted model, not a curated record
AUGGUGACCGCCCAUGAUUUCUUAACGGGACGUAUGUGUGAAAAGGCCGAAGUUGACGUCGUCUUAGUUGGCGACUCACUUUCCAUGACGACCCUCGGGUACGACGACACCAAUGAGCUCACCCUUGAGGAGUUCUUGUUCCAUGUUCAACUGGUAUCGCGGGGUAACAAAUCCUCGUUUAUUGUAGCCGACCUUCCAUUCGGUACCUUUGAGCGGAAUCUUGAACAGGCUAUUGACUCGCUGGUUCGUAUCAUCAAGGAAGGCAAAGUUCAAGGCAUCAAAAUCGAGGGUGCUAGCCCCGAUACCCUUACUACCAUCGGUAAAUUAGUUGAUAUUGGCAUUCCCAUCAUUGGGCACGUGGGGUUAUUACCGCAAAAGCACAAUACCAUUGGAGGGUUCAAAUUACAAGGCACUCUGGUUGAAAGCGCUUUGAGAAUCUAUGAGGACUGCUUAGCUUUACAAAAGGCUGGCGUGUUUGGUAUCGUUCUUGAAUGUAUACCCAAUCAACUCGCAAAAUACAUCACCGAGCGGUUAGAAGUCCCCACCAUCGGCAUUGGUGCUGGUCCACAUUGCCUGGGCCAAGUGUUGGUGAUUGCAGACAUGUUGGGAAUGUGCGAUGGCCACAUUCCUAAAUUUGUCAAAAAGUACAACAAUUUCUUCGACCAAGGUGUCGAGAGCAUAAAACAAUAUGGCAAGGACUUAACCGACAAAACAUUUCCUGAGCCUGAUGAACAUGGCUAUAAAAUAAAGCGGGACGGUUCACCAUUCAGCGAACGAGGUUCACGUUCGAGCCUGGGGCUCAACCUCCCUAGCCUGAGCAAUAGCCGCCAACUGAACUCAUCUCUGCCAUCUGAUGUGUCGAGCACCAUCAGUGCUCGUUCGAGUACGCAAACCAGCGGGUUACUGAAUGACAUCACUCCCGGUUCCAACGAUCACGGCACGGAGGCCCCUCAAGACAACAAGAUUGUGGCUAAUCAUGACCCUGAGGUUUUGAGAGUGUUUGUAAUCCGUCAUGGGCAAACCGAUGAGAACGUUCAAAAGAUUUUACAAGGUCAUUUGGAUACCUCUCUCAACCAAACUGGAGUUGAACAAGCGCAAAAGGUCGCUAUAGCACUUCGAGGCAUCCCUUUCGAAAACUUCGUUAGUUCCGACCUCCAACGGUGUAAACAGACGCUCCAAUACAUUCAACUAUUCCAUCCAGAUAUCCCCACCCGAUACUCAACGAACCUCCGUGAGCGUGACAUGGGUGAGUGCCAGGGAAUGUAUCUUACGGAUGCACUUGCCAAGUAUGGUACCAACUUCCGUAAUGUAGGUGAGGCAAAGGCUGAUUUCAUCGAUCGAAUUGAAAAAGAGUGGAACCACUUGAUUCAGCACAACCCUUCUAGCCGUAAUGUCGCGAUUUGCACUCAUGGUGGUGUGGUUACUGGCUUUUUGAAUCAUCUAUACCAAUGCGGAUAUGGCCUUCUGGACUUGUUGCGUGAAGAGAAUUUGAAGGUGCCAUUCAAUACGCUGAUUGCUGUUGUCGAUAUUAACAGAACACUGGAGAAAGGAGUGAUUCAAACUUUCGGUAAUACUGACCACCUUGGAGCGCAGUUUGAAGUCAAGGAGCAAUUACUCCGGUAA